AUUAAUUAAACUCAUAGCGUGACGAGCAGUGAUUUCUUAAAAAAAAAUCAAGUUAUUUUGGUGCCGAACCACCAUGCCUAACCAUCGAAAUGCGUGUACAAUAUGUUUCGUUAUUUUAGUUUUUAUAACAUGCACCAACGCCAGUAGUAAGAGUUCAACUGAGCGUGAUUCAAGUGAUAGCAAAUCGGCAGAAGCUCACUCAAAAAAACCAAUUCAACGCCAGGCAAGCACUGAUGAUGUUAAGGAAAAGGAACGCAACUUUUCAGAAUCAGAUGACGAUGAUUCAAACUCAGGGGCAGACAGAUCCGAUGGCGGAGUAGAAGCUGGACCAAAGAUUACAAGAGGAUUUUUACGCGACCAAGUUGCCAACCAGGAAGGUUCGGAUGAGCGGCGCAAAAAACGUCAUGCUUAUUUUUACCAUGCCGAUAAAUCAGUGGGCUGGUAAAAAUAUAAGACACUGAUUUCAAUAUACAUAAGUUGAAUGUA
Leguminivora glycinivorella is the source of this 486-nucleotide messenger RNA. RefSeq lists its product as uncharacterized. The record is from RefSeq and is a predicted model, not a curated record. Bases 74 to 445 code for a protein of 123 amino acids. The transcript has 6 exons. NCBI's taxonomy places the organism in Eukaryota, Metazoa, Arthropoda, Insecta, Lepidoptera, Tortricidae.